GAUAAUUAAUAUUUGUACAUUUUAAGAUUGUCUGGCGGACCGAAAACAUCUAAAAAAUGUUGAAGUUGCUAAUUUUCAUUGCUGUAAUUGUCCAAAUAUCCAAUUUGGGGGUUUUGGCCUGCGAGAAGUUGAAAAAGACGGCAGCUAUUGAUUUCAAGCAGUAUUCCGGAGGUUGGAAUUGGGCAAUGAACAGUAAGGAUGAAUUUACUGACUUGUAUAAAUGCAGUCGUUUUAGUGUUGUGCAAAGAGGAAAGAAAUCUGCGAUCAAAAUCAGCUUAAAAUACGGACCUAAUCCACAUCAAGUAUAUCAGAUCGAUGCCAAGCAUAUCAGUGGAAACGUAUAUGAUCUGUCAAAAGAUUUCACUGCUUCCUGGAGAAACAUCAUACGAUACAACUAUCCCAAAACCAGCAAGUCAAUUCUGUCAAAGGAGGUUAAAGGUCACCGCAACCUUGUCUCUUUUUACGCUGAUAGACGACGUCGCUUUCUCAUCGCUUCACUUUGCCUCCCAAAUAACGAGCGAGCUGUAUGGGUUUUGACCAAACUCAGGCGCAACACGCCAACAUUGAGAAAGCUCAUCCAGAGACAACUAAAAAAAGCAGGAAUCAAGACUCAUGUCGUCCGAACUUACUGCCCACUUGUGAGAAAUGGAAAAGCUGGAAGAAGAGGAUAGUUCUAGUUAUAUGAAAUAUUUCAAAUACUUUACUGUAGGCGACUAUAACAUUUACUGUGUUCUCUUAUUCAGCAUAAUACAUAUUAAAAUGAUAUAUUUUCGUGGCAAUGACGCAACAGGGAUACCUGAAUCGCCUCACAAUGUUUUUUCACCAAAAAAAUAUUUGGCUGAAAUUGUAAAUGUAUAAUUUGGGGGAAGUUUUAAAUUGGAUAAAAGCAUUGUAACAUAUCUCCAUGAAUUAUCAAAUGUUCGAUCCAAUAAUAAUGAGUAAAAUACACAUUUCAUGAAUGAACAAGCGUCUUUUAUUUACCAGCAAGAUUACGGAAGCGCCUGUGUACAAAUUUAAUCUCAAAAAAAAAAAUAGUGAAUGCACAGAAAAUUUUACUUCUCUUUCAAUAACCAUUAUGAUUUUUUGGAGGAUUGAAAAUGUUCUAGAUUCCGGAUUUUUUAAUAUUCCAUAUAAUAUCGUUAUUUUUAUUUAAUGUACACGAAUGAAACGAUGAGUGAACAUUAACAAUAACGAUGAAAAAAUUUCAAUUAUAUAUUAUUGACACGUUUUCGAAAAGAAUUAGGUCGUUUAACUGAAUAAUAAAGCGUAUUAUAUUAACUAUAAUACGCCUUGUCUCUUCACCUGUUGAAGCGGGGUAACCGAACGACAAAUUGAUAUAAAUAAUCAGACUGAUAACAUCUUAUUGAUAAGUUUCGUAUGGAUUGUUGCCUUCUUUUAUUUUUUCGUAGUUAUCAAUUAAUUAAAUGUAAGCUCAAAUA
Molecule: messenger RNA, 1439 nt
Organism: Styela clava
Lineage: Eukaryota; Metazoa; Chordata; Ascidiacea; Stolidobranchia; Styelidae
Source: RefSeq, a predicted model, not a curated record